Messenger RNA from Sodiomyces alkalinus F11, 464 nucleotides. RefSeq lists its product as hypothetical. The record is from RefSeq and is a predicted model, not a curated record. The coding region runs from base 111 to 371 and encodes 86 amino acids. Lineage: Eukaryota; Fungi; Ascomycota; Sordariomycetes; Glomerellales; Plectosphaerellaceae. The transcript has a single exon.
GCCCGAGGGUUAUCUCAACUCCCUCCGGAUGAGAGCAUACGAAGCGAAGCACGACAUGACCAGGCCUAUUGUUACGCCAACGGUCAGUCAAGACAGCACAUGCUCCACACAUGCAGCAUCCACUAGGACUUGAGGAAACAGAGGCCAGAGCCAGAAAGAGAUCGUUUGGCUUUGUUCCGGCGGGGUCAACUUCUUUCUUCCCCCGCCCCCUUUUUUUUCUUUUUUUUUUCUUCCUCUUCUUGCGCUCCCACGAAAAACCGCAUUACCACACAGCGAGUCCAUCCCCUAGGCUAGAAAAUAUAUUUGUUUCUAUGAAUUCUUGGUCCUUGUACAGAGAACCCCCGCAAACUCGUGAGAGUCUUUGCUAUUAGAUGUACGCUGUAUGCGUUUCAAAACAAAAUUGUUGCCACCCUCAUAUCAGGAAGCCUCCCCAUGACAAACAAACAAACAAAAAAAAAAAAAAA